This is a messenger RNA of Periconia digitata, 7416 nucleotides long. NCBI's taxonomy places the organism in Eukaryota, Fungi, Ascomycota, Dothideomycetes, Pleosporales, Periconiaceae. The record is from the annotation of a GenBank genome assembly.
CCUGCCUCCCCAAUCACGCAUUCAAACAUGCGACAGUUUUCCAAUGUCUCUUAUUCCCCCUGGCGGGAUCCAUACAGUGGUCCCUUGAACCAAGACAAACCCUUCUAUGCCUCACCCACUGCUUUCCAACAGCCCGCCUAUCGUCGUAUAGUCGCUCCUCCAGCACCCAUCUUCUACCACCCGGGUAUCGAACAGGUUAUUGAUGAUAGUGAUGUUGAUGACGACGAAUCGGGUUCAGAACCCUCGGGGGUCCCAAUCGAUAACCCGCCUGUAGAGGCCCCCGAGCCUCCUGCUUUGGCACAAAACACUGAAACACCAGAACCUCCCGCCCAACCGGAACUCGAAGCUGCUCCCCCCACAAACUCAGCUGAGGCUACUCCCGAGAGUGUCGAACCUCCACCUGUAGCCGCCACAGAGCCCGAAAACAGUGAAGCUCCAAGCUCUGAAGCAGAUAACGGAGCUGUUGCUGCUGCCCAAGUGCAAGAUCAGCCGCCCGGAGAAGAUGGCGGUGGCGAUGAUGUAAAGGACGAAGUGGCCACACCUCCACCACCAGAUCCAGUGGUGGAGGAAGUGCAGGGCAAUGUCGACGCAAAGCCAGAAGAGCCUCCUGAGGAGAGCAAGCCAGUGACUGACGAGCCUGCUGCUGCCAGUGAAGAUAGCAAACCCGACGCCGAACCUCCAGCUAGUAAUGAGACACAAAGCCAAGAAGAGCCAGCCCCAACACCUGCUCUUGAUGAGCCCAGUCCUGAUGUGCCUGCCCCUGAACCCGCCACUGAGGUUGAGAAGAGUGGUGAGUGCGAGCCGGUAGCUCAGGAAACCCCGAAAUCCCCCACCGAAAAGUCGGUCCACUUUUCCCCUGACGUGAAAGACCCAGACGCCGUGAGCAUUGGUAGCAACAAGAAGGCCGAUAAAAAGAAAUCCAGGAUCCUCGGUAAAGGUAAGCCAAACGCCUUUAUACGUAUCAAGGACCCUCUCCCCCCACCAGCACCAGCCCCGCCACCAAAGGAAGAAAAGAAACCUGCCAAGGAAGAGAAGAAGAAGGUAGUUCGAGAAAGCAAAAAGAAAGAGAAGCUGCCUGGCAUCUUGAAAGAAGACAAACACGUUGCAGAAAGCGAGAAUCAGGAUGCGACACCGCCCUCGCCCACGCUAUCCAAGAAGAAGCUUAGUAAAGCAGAGGAACGGAGACGGAAGCAUGACGAAAAGGACAAAAAGUCAAAAGGUAAGAAGAACAAGAAGGGCCGAUCGUCAUCGCAUAGCGAGGAAGCCUCCGACUCUGGAAAGGCGCCACCAGAGCCCCAGCCCGCCGAAGACGGGGUGGGUGAACAGAGUGAAGAGACCAAAGAAAGCCCACCAGAUGCCGAGGCAGCCCCCGAGCAGCCAGCCGAGCCAGCUGAGAAUGACGAACAAAAUGAAUCGACGCAAGACAGUCCGCAACUUGACAAUAAACCGAAGGAGAACGAACCAGUAGCAGACUCGACUGGUCAAGAAGCGUCUGGAGCUGAAGAGACAUCUCCCAAUACCGAAGAGUCAACAAAUAGCGAUGAACCUCAAGCAGUCGAGGAUGCUCCGGCCGCUGAGGAGUCUACGCCACCUGUCGAGGCCGCAGAUAUCGAUAACCCUGAACCCAGCGAGGCAGCCACUCCUGCUGACGAGACCUCGGCCGUGGAUGACUCAUCAAAAACAGUCGAAGAGCCUGAAAAGAGUGGCGAGGAAGACAACGCUAAGGAAGAGCCGGAUGCUGUCGAGGAAGAAGCAAGUAAGAGCCUACCGGCAGAAGGUUCCCCUGUCAGCGAAACGCCUGAAAUCAUGGAUGAGUCUCCACUGGUCGAAGAAUCUGUAACUGCAGCAGAUAAUACGGAAGAAAAGGAGGAUCCUGCCGAGAAGAACGAAAACGAAAGCUCGCCAACCACCGAAGAAGAGGAUCUCGCUGUAGCCGCGCCUGAGAGCGUUGACGAAAGUUCAGAGCAGGCUAGUGUCGACGAUGAAAAAGCUGCUGCCGAUGAUGGUGGCGACAGUGAAGAGUCUCCUGCUCAGAAUGAAUCCUCAGCUGAAGAGACUGCUGUCGAAACUCAGGAAACCACCGACGAGGGGGCUCAAGAUGCUCCUGACGAUCGUCCCAUCGCUACGGAACCUACUGAAGAUACGGAAGAUGCAGCUGCGGCACCCGAAAAGGCGAAGCCCGUGGACGAAGAUCAGAAACCAGACGAUUCGGUCCCAGAAUUGGACAGCGAGGAUUCAAGCACAAAAGCAGGCGAAGAGACCAUCACUGCAGCAGAGGACGGAGAUGCCGAGAACAAAGAAGAGGACGGAGACACCGAGAACACAGAAGAGCCAGAUGGAAAAGAUCAAAAGGCAGAGCAGGAUGUGGUGUCAGAAGACAAGCUUAUCGUCGAGAGCGUAGAGAUUCCUGAGGAAGAAGGCUCUGGGGAAGGUAGCCCCGAUAAGGCGGAUGAAGCUGGGGAGACAGAGGCCAUUGAAAGCGCUUCAGAGAAAGAGGGGGCAGAAGAAGAGACUCCAAUUUCUGAAGACAGCAGUUUGGAUAAGGAGUCGGAUGCUGCUGGUAGCGGUGACGUACCUGUCGAAAACACCGAGGACGAUGCUGCUGAGGACGCAGCGCAAGAUAAUGCGUCCGAUCAUGGCGAUAGCCCGGCAGAUAAUGAAGAUUCGGCACCUGCGGAGAAUCACGAAGAGCAAGUGAACCAUGAGAGCCAGGAGCAUCAAAGCGACGGCAUGGCAGAACAGGACAAUGAUGAUAGCCCACAAGAAGAAAAAGAAGGAGAAGCUAAACCGGAGCAAGAAGCCAGCACAGAAUCCUCAGCAUCUAGCGAUCCUAGCGCUAGCACGGAAAUCAUGCACGAUGAGGAGACAAAUGCAGAGGGUAGAGAUGCAUCAUCUAGUGCGGAAGCUGAACCUGCAGAGGAAGACAUGAGCAUCACUCAUCCGUCAGACGUUGCCCAGGCGGAACCAGCUGAAAUUGUCGACACUACCGCUUCACCAUCUUCAGAUACAGCUGAGUCACCUCGAACGGAGCCCGCUAACGAGGUCUCACUGGAAGAAUCACCUAAUCUCGACGAAGACGAACGAGAUGAAGAAGAAGAAGAAGAAGAAGAAGAAGAAGAAGGCAAAGAAUCGGCAAAUGGGGAAACAGCACCAAGUGAUGCCGAUGACGUGGUGACCCAGUCACAUGAAGAAGACUCGGCUCCAAUUGCACCUGUUUCUAACGCUCAGGAAGAACCGGCAUCAACUCCUGAGGACUCUUCAGUGCAGGCUGGCGAGGUCGAUGAACAAAACGAUGGUCUCGUCGACUCAACGCCACAAGAAGACGACGUCAAAAUGAACGAAGCUAUUCCUGAUGAAGACGAGAAAGCAGAAGACAGUCAAAAUGCGACGCCGGUAGAUCAAGACACAGUAACUGAUGCUAUAGACGUCCCGGUAUCAGACACUCAGUCAGACGUGCAGCAGCCCCUCGAAGAAGAAGAAACACCUCCUUUGCAGCCCGCAUCCAGCGACGGCGAGCCAGACGCCCCGGUAUCUGUUCUCGAUGACGAGCAAAGCAAAGACCCUGAAUCCGACCCGACCGGCGUUGACGAUGCUGAGCCAGACGCGGACGAAUCCGUGCAGCAGGAGAACCAGGAUGAUUCUGAUGUUGCUCCUCCCCAAACCACUGAAGCAAAAGACGAGGAAAGUCAAGACGUCAAGGUUGAGGAAGAGACGCCAUCAACAGAUGCAACUUCUGAAGAUGCAACCGCCGAAACUUCCACCAUCACCGCCACCUCCGACGACGAACCUGCACAGUCACCAAAGGAAGAUCCACCACUCGCGUCCAACAAUACAGAAGUAUUGACCACGGAAGCCAACAUAGCUGAUGCACCCCCUCAAGAAGAAGAUGAUAUUCCCUCUACCCCAGCAGAUGAUGACAGUACUGAAGUUGAGGCUGUGACUGAGGCAUUGUCGUUGUCAGGCGGAGAAGACAAGGUCCAAGAGAACAUCCAAAUCCGAGAAGCCUCCCCGGACGAUAACAGCAUCGAACAGAAGCCAGAAGAAACGCUCGAGGAAGCAUCAGACAUGCCGCUAUCGAAAUCACCCGAGUCUUCGGUCAUCGACGAGCAACCAGAUGCCGUGGUGCCACACAGCGAAGAUAUCACCGAAGACCCGGCCCAGGAAGAAGAAGAAGAAGAAGAAGAGGUCAACGACAGCCAUGAAAACGAGGGCAGCGAAGAAGGUGCGACAGCUGAACCUGAAGCGGAGCCAGAAGAAGACGCUGUUAAGGACAGCGAAGGUCCAGAAUCCGAGGAACCAAGAUCGGACGUAGAUACAGUCAUAGCGCCACGUGAUUCAGGUCUCGCAGAGGAUGACACUGAAGCGGCAAUAACUGGCGAACCUGAAUCAACUGAGACAUCUAACGACGCUGAAGAAGCCGCGACUCCUCAGCCUGAAGAAACCGUCCAAGAUGCUAGCAAAGAUAGUCCUGAAACUUCGGAAGAGUCUCAUCAGAACGAGGAAGUAACUACUGUCGAGACGGAAGGAAGCGAAAUGCCUGCCGAAGAAAGGGCUGCGUCCAAUGAUGCCGAGGACAUUCCGGAACAGCUUGCCAGCGCAGAUGAACCAGAGGAGCCCGCCGAUGCGUCUGGGCCGAUUGAUGAAGCCCAGGCAGAUAACCCCGAACAGAAAGAUGAUGGAGAGAACGAACCGGAGAAACCAGAAGAUGACCAAGAUGGUGGUGUCGAAGCUGCUGAUGAUACCCCCACGGCACAAGAUGAGACUCCAGGACCACCGAUUGAAAGUCAAGAUCAAACAAGCGAGGAGCCUCCUUCAGAACCUGCAGAAGAGCCAAAAGAAGCCGGAGAUCAAAGCAACGAGAAACCGACCUCUGGUCCAGAUUUAGACGAGAUCCAACCGGCCACGCCUACGCCAGAGGAGGAAGAUGUCAAUGCAAAGGAAACCGAGCCGCAGGUAGAACCAGAGCCUGAAGGUCAUCCCGAGGCAAACAACGCCGAUGUAGACGAACAGCCAGAGCAAAUUUCUGAGACUGUAGAUCACGAACCCGAUCCUGAGCCUCAGGUCGAAGAGCCGCCACCUGGAGAGGAGCCCCAAGUUGAUGGUGAAGUUGAAACUCCCAUGGACGCUCUGGGCGAAGAUCAAUCCCCAGUUGCAAUCAAGGAACCAGAAGAAGUCAGCCAGGAACCAGCUAUCGAAUUCGCUCCAGAAGAGCCUGACGCUUCUACAAGUCCUACAGGUACUACCGAAGAAGUCGCAAUUGACACAGAACCUCAAGCUGAGCCGAAGAAUUUGACCGAGGCGCCUGAAGAUACCAGUGAAGAGCCAGCCAUCGCUGAUAGUGGUGAUGGAACCAGUUCCACGGAGGUUGUUGUCGGAGCUUUUCCUGAAGACGCUGUCGCGAACGAUGCCACCGAAGAAAUUACCGCGGAUGCCUCUGCCGAGACCCAGCCUCCAAUCGUUGAAGAAACACCAGUUGAGCCCUCAGCCGAGCCACCGAGUGAGCCACCAGUUGAACCACCAGUUGAACAAGCAGUUGAACAACCAGUUGAGCCACCAGUAGUUGAGAAAGAUCAGCCAGUUGAAGCAACAGAUGAUAAGCCUAUCGAAGACUCUUUGCCAGGGGAUGCGGAACCCGCCAUCGACGAUAUCCCGCCAUCUGACCAACCUCCCGAGCAAGAAAAGACACUGGAGCCGCUCGAAAUCCAGCCGGUAAUGGCUGCAGCACCAUCGACACCGCCUAACGAGUCGGCAGUGGUGGAUGAGCCCGCAGUUGCUCCCUCCCCAAGAGAAUCGCAUCGGCGCCGCCACUCUCAUGCUCACCGCGAUAGCAGGCAUCACUCCCAUCGUGAGAGAGAUGAAAGACACGACUCUCACCGUGAGUCAAAUCGGCGCCGGGAAAGCAACGCCAGCACCAAAGAGAGGCCUACCUUCAACACCAUGGCGAUGUUUGCAGCCGCGAAACUGGCCGGUGCGGCUAAAAACAAGCGGCGGGAUAGUAUGACUGACAAGGAGCCUAGAAGAGGCAAAGAGAGAGUUCGUGAAAUGGACAAAGAACACAGCAGUAGCAGUAGCAAAGAAAGGUCGCGCCACGAGCACAGGUCUCAUCGACACCGCGAACGCGGGGAGGGCAGGGAGGGCAAACGCCACACGCUUGAAGAAUUGGAAGCAGAUGCUGAGCGCCGGAGACGUCACGAAGCUCGACGGGCUGAGAAGGAAAGACUAGCACAUGAAGAAGCUGUUAGACUCGAGGAAGAAGCAGAACUCCAACGCCAGAAGCGACGCGAGGAACGUCGUGCUCGUAAGCUAGAAGAAGAACGAGCACUAGCAGAAGCCGAAAAUCGAAGAUUAGCCAAAGAGGAGGAGGCAAAGCGUCUCAGGCAUGAGAAGCGACGACUAAGACAUGAAGCUGAGAAAGAGUCGAGACGUAAAGCGGAGCAAGCUGAACGCGACCGGAUGGAGUUUGAGGAAGAAGCACGGCGACUUCGACGCCAACGCAAAGCAGACGAAGAGCAAGAAAGAAUCAAUGCAGCACGAGCCAAAGAAGCGGAAAUGCAAGAGGCAGAACCACGCGAUGCUGCUCGCCGAGCCGCAGAGGAAGAAUCGGAGGGUGUAGCCGCUGCCAGUCCUACACCGCCUCGCGAACCCACCCGCCGACACACUGGAGAACGACGCCGCGAAGCCCCGCCAGCCCGAAGAAACAGCCUGAUGGGUGGCUUCUCUCUUUUCGGUCGCUCAAAGACAGACCCAGUCGUACCCAGCUCCAGAUCAACGAAACCUUCCACCCGCGUACGCGCAGACGUACCGAACAGCCAGCCCUCGUCUAACGGUAGCCGCGACGGAGCAGAGCGACCGCCUCACCGCAGUCGCAAAUCUUCGCAUUCACAUCACCACCGACGUUUCAACUCGGCAGAAGAAGAGGCAGAGCAUCGCGCGAGAAAAGAGCGUCGCAGGGCUAAAGAACGCGAGCUGGAGAUGUCGGGCGCGCUCCCCGUCGACGAUGACGCCGUUGCUCCUCCUCCACCCCCAGAACCCGUGGAACAGGACCAACCUCCCGCCCAACCAGAGUUUGAAGAGGGUAGACGUUCACCACUAAUCGACGAGGCCGCGGCCACUUUAGGCGUUGGGUCCGUAUCGUCUGCGGAGCGCGAACGGAGAGAUCGGAGGAGGAGUCGUAGGGUUUCUGUCAUGGAGCCCGAUCGACCCAAAAGCCGGCGCAUUUCCGUUACCGAACGGGAUAGACCGACUAGUAAAAGAACGGAGAGCGAUCGACCGCGGACACGUGGAAAUGGUGGCGGUGGUGGUGAAGAAAGGGUUCGGUCGAGGCGGACAGAGAGCGGCAGAAGCAGUGGGAAGAAGAAGGAUGACAGUGGUGGGCUCAAAGGACUUUUCGGCGGCUUGAAGAGGAUCGUGGGAUGA